This is a messenger RNA of Lutzomyia longipalpis, 914 nucleotides long. Its product is annotated as coiled-coil domain-containing protein 112-like. The coding region runs from base 115 to 900 and encodes 261 amino acids. NCBI's taxonomy places the organism in Eukaryota, Metazoa, Arthropoda, Insecta, Diptera, Psychodidae. The transcript is spliced from 2 exons. The record is from RefSeq and is a predicted model, not a curated record.
CAAACAGGGUUUCUAUGGCUAUACAUACAACCUAUAUAUACAACCUAAAUAAACCCAAAAUAUUUCUAUUAUAAAGUUUUUUUUUUCAUUUCAAGUCUGUUAAGUCUCGGGAAAAUGGCAGAAGUUAAAAUCACUAAGCGUUCUCCUAUAGCUUGUACUUGCCUCCUUUCAAAGUUAAAAUGCCAAGAAAACUAUUUAAUCAACGUACAGCCGAAUCUAGAAGUAUUUCUGGAAGAUGAAGAGUCCACAUCUGAAGAAAAAAAACUUCUCGCUGAAAUUGACUUUCUACAAAAGAGAUCAAUGAUGGAUUUAAUUUCUGUAGAAAAAACAGCACAGAAAAUUGUGAACAGUAUGCGGGAAUCAAUUGCAGAGUUAAAAGGAUUGGAUAUAAAAAUCCAGAAUUAUAAUCUUAAAGAAUAUCGGGAACGUAUUCUACGGAUUGAGGAAAAUAUUGUAAAAAUGCAAAAUACUAAUAAGCUUAAUAUUGGAAAGCUGAAAUUUGAGAAUAUAGACAUUAUAGAAGCAAUUCCACUAUUUGUUGAUCUUAUUAAAGAUGAAUACAGAACGUAUAAUAUUGUCCCCCAUAGAGUAUCACAGAUGCAUUUUAGAACACUCAAGCCUGUCGAUGAAUAUUUAUAUAAGGAUGUAAAGGCGUUUGACCAGUUUCUCAAAGAUUUUGGUGGACAUACAGGGGGAUGGGAAGACGAACAGCAUGUAAUAUUUAUUAAAUACAAAACCAAAUAUCACAAAAACAUCCAAAAGAUCACAGAAAUUCUCCUAGAGCUCAUACCUGGUAUAACAACAGAUGAUAUUAAAAAUCAUAACAAAUGGUUUGAAGAAUACAUGAAAUUGAAAGAAAAUCGCAAGAAAAAAUUGGAAGAGUGGAGAAAGUCUAAAUAAAAGAGUAGAAAGUC